AUGGAUAGCGACUUAGCUCAACAAUUACAAAAUGAUGAAGAUAGAAAAUUAGCAUUAGAAAUUAAUCGUAGCAUGCCAGUUGAAACAGAAAUCACAUUGUCUGAAUCUCCUCCCAUUUAUGAAGAAUUGGUUAUGGAUAAUUCUACAGUCACACCAUCCGUGCAACAAUCUGAUCUACCAACAGAGAAUAAUGAUUAUCUAGUUGCUUUGAUGCUUCAGAAAGAAUAUAACGAUGAAUUUAAUAAUAUGGUUAAACGAUAUGAAACAACAAUGAAUAAGAAUAGUAAAGUGAAAUUAUCAAUGAAAAAUUAUAUGCUUCUCUCAUCCCCGCAACACAACGAUAGUAAAAUUGAUGAAGACGAUGUAAUAAUUGAGAAGGAAGAAGCAUUUAGUGAUAAUGAAAUAGAAGAAAAAGUACCAUCGUUUAAUAAACGAGGAACAUCUGGAAAAGGAGCAUCUAUGGUAACAAAACAUAAUCCAGUUAUUUGUGGAAAACGAAAUGUUUCAAAAAUAAUGAAUACUUUUCCACCUGAGUUCGAUACUGGAGAUGGGAUCACUGUUAACUUGCAAUUAUCAAAUAAAAUUUAUAAUGAGUUAAAAACUCAUUCACUAGCAGAAGAAAGACGAAUGACAAGAUUACAUGACAAAGUUGAAAAAGCAACAGCCAGUUUGGCGUUUGAUCCCAAAACGCGUAUUAUCUUGUACAAAAUGUUGAAUUCGUGUGUACUAGAUGAACUAGGUUCAAUUAUAGCUACCGGAAAAGAAUCUAUUGUGCUCUAUGGUAAAGGUGGAAAGACAGAGGCACAUAAUAUGCCACCAGAAUGCGCCAUAAAGGUGUUCAAAACAACAUUGAAUGAGUUUCGCACACGAGAAAAAUAUCUACGCCACGAUCAUCCUUUCAAAUACGGAUAUAAACAUUGGAAUCCACGCAGAAUUAUUAAACUUUGGGCGAAAAAAGAAAUGUUCAAUUUACAAUGUUUACUUCGUGCUGGAAUUUUGUGUCCACGUCCUGUGUUGUUAAAAAAACAUGUUCUUAUACUAUCAUUUAUUGGUGAAAAUGGUGUUCCAGCCCAGCGACUUCGUGAUAUAACAUUAAAUCAACAAGAUUUAUUAAUCGCUUAUCAACAAUGUUUAGAGUUAUUACGACGUAUUUAUCAUGAUUGUAAAUUGAUCCAUGCUGAUUUUAGUGAAUAUAAUUUAUUAUGGUUUAAAAAUAAUAUUUGGGUGAUUGAUGUUGCCCAAUCUGUUGAACAACAUCAUCCACAUGCCUAUGAAUAUCUCCUUCGUGAUUGUACAAAUGUUUCCACCUAUUUUAGAAAACAUAAUCGAGAUGAAAAUACAACAAUUUUAUCACCAGAAGAAAUUUUUAAUUAUGUAACCGAUUUAAAAUUUGAAAAAAAAGGACAAGAAUUUUUGGCUGAAAUAGUACAACAUGUUAAAAAUAUUCGAUCACAAUUGGAAGCUGUCGAAGAAAAAGAUAAUUUUUCAUUUGAAUAUUUUUUUAAUAAGUCAGCUAACAUAGAUGAUGAAACAUCGUCUAGUUCAUCUGAAGAAGAAGAUGUAGAAAAACAAGAUACUAAUAACGAUGAUGAAAAUUAUGUUGAUAUUAGUUCAGACGAUGAACAAAAAAUCAUACAAUCAAAAUGUUCAAGAAAAAAAUUGACAUGUGCUCCGCGAAAAUUAGCAACGAAACAUCUGUAA
Messenger RNA from Didymodactylos carnosus, 1701 nucleotides. Lineage: Eukaryota; Metazoa; Rotifera; Eurotatoria; Philodinida; Philodinidae. The record is from the annotation of a GenBank genome assembly.